Molecule: messenger RNA, 1264 nt
Organism: Ipomoea triloba (trilobed morning glory)
Lineage: Eukaryota; Viridiplantae; Streptophyta; Magnoliopsida; Solanales; Convolvulaceae
Product: haloacid dehalogenase-like hydrolase domain-containing protein Sgpp
Exons: 5
Coding region: 145-1047 (300 amino acids)
Source: RefSeq, a predicted model, not a curated record
AAAUCGUGAGACCUGGGAGGAGGGGCCAAGGCAACAGAACCACACACGUGAAGAGAUUACUAUGUGGGAUUCUAAACGUGCGUUUCAUUGUACUCCGAACCUGCAAACAGCGACAACCGUACGCCAAGGGGAGGCCACGGGCAGAUGAUUUCUUCCAAACCAAAGUUGAUGACAGCGCCAUCGAUUUCCACUGGGAUCUUUCCUUCCUCCAUCGCAGUGUCCAAGAAAAUCCAUUUGUCCCCCGCGACACCAUUUCCAGGAAACAAUUCAUCUAAGACUAAGAUUGCUUCUGUAGCUCCCAGGAUGUCUCUCACUCCACCUUCUGCUCCACUGCAAAGUGAAUGUUCAUUGCCGGUUGAUGAUCCUUUGGAGGCUAUAUUGUUUGACAUCGAUGGAACUUUAUGCGAUUCAGAUCCUAUCCAUUAUUAUGCCUUCCGAGAAAUGCUUCAAGAGAUAGGCUUCAAUGGAGGAGAGCCCAUCACUGAGGAAUUCUUCAUAAAGAAUAUCAGUGGCAUGCACAAUGAUGAGCUCUGUCAUGUGCUCUUUCCCGAUUGGGAUUUCCCGAGGGCUAUGCAGUUUAUGGAGGAUAAAGAAGCAAUGUUCCGGAGAUUGGCAUCAGAGCAGUUAAAACCCGUCAAGGGCCUCGACAAGUUAUGCGAGUGGAUGAAGGAGCGUGGUUUGAGACGAGCUGCAGUGACUAACGCCCCAAGGCCAAAUGCUGAGCUGAUUAUCUCCAUGCUAGGCCUUGCAGAUUUCUUCGAAAAACUUGUCAUUGGAAGUGAAUGCGAUCGAGCAAAACCAUUCCCGGACCCCUACUUGACAGCUCUCCGCGGACUUGGGGUAUCAAAUAAGCAUGCAUUUGUAUUCGAGGAUUCUAUUUCUGGAAUAAAAGCUGGAGUAGCGGCUGGAAUGCCUGUUGUGGGUUUAUCUCUGAGAAACCCCGAAAGCUUACUUUCUGAGACAGGCGCAACACUUGUUAUAAAGGAUUUCGACGAUUCAAAGCUAUGGGCAGCUCUAGAUCAGUUAGACACCAAAACGAAGACAUAAGAACAUCAGUAAUUGAUUCUUUCUAGGCGUGGCGCAGGUACUUUUAUGGAGCCUUAGACCAUUUACAGACAUGCCCUAUUUGAUAUAACUUAAUGAUUCAUUUGAUGCUUAUAAUUCUGAACUAUGAUUCUAGCUCAUGUCAACUUGAAGUUGUUAAUGGACUACUUGUAAUCCAUGUAGUUUAUCAUCAAAAUAAGUAAUCUUAACCUUAUUGAUU